This is a messenger RNA of Trichomonas vaginalis G3, 1050 nucleotides long. Its product is annotated as protein ubiquitination. The record is from RefSeq and is a predicted model, not a curated record. Gene Ontology annotation, molecular function: transcription factor binding. The coding region runs from base 1 to 1050 and encodes 349 amino acids. NCBI's taxonomy places the organism in Eukaryota, Parabasalia, Trichomonadida, Trichomonadidae. Gene Ontology annotation, biological process: regulation of transcription by RNA polymerase II. The transcript has a single exon.
AUGAAUAGGGGCUUUACAUUUGUGUCACUUACAAUGACCAAGCAUUUUCAAUCACUUGGCAAGCAAGUGGAUAAAUGGUUUAAUGAUAAUGGCUUCAUUGAGACACACACAAAAUUUCAAAUAUGCACCACACUUGAAUAUACAAAACUCUCAGUUGAUCAAUUUUGUGAAUUUUUUAAAAGAAUAAGUGAAUAUUUUGAUGAAAAGGAUACAUAUGAAAUGAUGCAGCAUGCACAUAUCAAUUUCGAUGAAGAUAAAGCAAAUUACUACCGUGUAUUAGAAUCAAUCUCACAAUUGCUUAAAUUUAAGUUAUUAUCAGAUAUAAUAACAUUUUUACAAACAGAUACUAAACCAGAAUCACAACAGGAUUCUAAAGAAUUACCUUCUUCUACACCUAUAACUUCAAAUACACAACCACCUCAGUUAACACCAGUAUCUCCUCCUAAAAGUACACCACCACCGCAACCUCAGACACCACCCCAACCAGCUACAGUUAAAUCAAUAGAAGAAACAGAAAACAACAAAUUACAAUUGAUCAAAUGCGGAAAUAAGAAUCCAGAUUUCAGUAAACUUUACAAAAUACUUGAGAGAGCUGCAGAUCAAGGAGAUGAGGCUACUAUCAAGUUUGCAGUUGAUGAAAAAUAUACUGAAAUGAGAUUUGAAUUCGGAAAUGGAAGAGAUGUAGUUCUUCAAGCUGCAUUGAAUGGAAAUCUCCAUCUUAUUCAAAUGCUCAACAAAUUUGGUGCUAACAUGAAAACAAAAGAUAAAGAAUUUUACACAAUUCUUCAUUUGUUUUGUUUGAAAGGAAAUCUCGAAGGAGUCAUCUGGUCUGUUGAUUAUGUUGAUAUUAAUGGCAAAAAGAAUGAUCAAUGGACUCCUCUUCACAUAGCAGCUUGUACAAAUAACGCAAAAAUAUGUGAAUUCCUUUUGUCACUUCCUAACAUUGAGAAGAAUGCGUUGAACAAUCACAAGAAAACACCGCUUGAUGUAGCGACUGCAGAACAUUGCAAAGAAGCUAUAAAAGUUCUCAAAAAGUACGGAUGUAAAUAA